AUGGACCCUCCGUUCCCCAAGAACCCAGAGGAGUUCGACGGGGACGACCGCAUCUCCUUCUCCAAGCUCGACGGCAAGUUCAUCGCCGUGCACGACGACGGCACCGAGUUCGAGUUCGACCCGGAGCUCAAGGAGUGGAUCCCGACGGGGGAUGACGACGACGAGGAGCCCCUCGAAGCUGAGGACUACGGCGGAGUGACGGCCCCUGCGGCGGCCGCGGCGCACAGCAACGGAGGGGGCGCGCAGAAGCGAAAGAUGGACACGGCGGAGGAAGCAUCCGAGGGAACGGCGAGGUCGAGGAGCGCACCUCCGGCCAAGAAGAGCAAGAACAAACUGCCCCCUAAGAACACGGCCGUGUACGUGACGGGCCUCCCGCUCGACGCGACCGUCACCGAGAUCCACGACCUCUUCUCGCGGAAGUGCGGCAUCAUCGCCGAGGAAAUCGACAGCGGCGCCCCGCGAAUCAAGCUGUACACGGACGACGCCGGGCAAUUCAAGGGCGACGCGCUCGUCGUCUUCUUCAAGCCGCCGAGCGUCCAAAUGGCCCUCACGCUGCUCGACGACUCCGACUUCCGCGUCCUGCCCAGCGGCAAGGGCGAGGGCCGCAUCCGCGUGCAGGAGGCCGACUCGAGCUACAAAAAGGUAAAAUACAACCCGGAGAGCGGCACCUCGACGCCUGCCAGCCAGCCCAGCGCCAAGCGGCCCCCGCAGAGCGACCGGCAAAAGGUCAUCAAGAAGACGCAGAAGCUCGACGCCAAGCUCGCCGACUGGAGCGACGAGGAGGACGAGAGGUUCACGGCGCCGGCGGAGGUGGUCCCGUCCAAGGGGCACAAGAAGGUGAUACUUCGCCAGAUGUUCCGCAUCUUCGAGCUGGAGGAGGACCCGGCCAACGUCCUGGAGAUCAAGGAGGACGUUCGCGAUGAGUGCUCCAAGCUAGGGACCGUCACCAGCGUGGUGCUCUACGACCAGGAGCCAGAGGGCAUCGUCACCGUGAAGUUUAAGGAACCCGAGGCGGCCCUGCGCUGCAUCGAGCUCAUGGACGGACGAAACUUUGCCGGGCGCAUCGUCGUGGCGGAGAUUGCGACGGGCAAGGAGAAGUUCAGAAAGAGUGACGGCGGAAAGGAUGAUGACGACUCGGACUAG
Molecule: messenger RNA, 1143 nt
Organism: Purpureocillium lilacinum
Lineage: Eukaryota; Fungi; Ascomycota; Sordariomycetes; Hypocreales; Ophiocordycipitaceae
Biological process (GO): mRNA splicing, via spliceosome
Cellular component (GO): U2-type spliceosomal complex; U2 snRNP
Molecular function (GO): RNA binding
Source: RefSeq, a predicted model, not a curated record